Molecule: messenger RNA, 3194 nt
Organism: Cyprinus carpio (common carp)
Lineage: Eukaryota; Metazoa; Chordata; Actinopteri; Cypriniformes; Cyprinidae
Product: Rho GTPase activating protein 44b
Biological process (GO): regulation of dendritic spine morphogenesis; regulation of actin cytoskeleton organization; neurotransmitter receptor transport, endosome to postsynaptic membrane
Cellular component (GO): postsynaptic density; dendritic spine; cytoplasm
Molecular function (GO): GTPase activator activity; protein binding
Source: RefSeq, a predicted model, not a curated record
CUGGUCUCAUUCCUGACCCGUCGUCUCGUGCGUCUCUCAUCAUGUCUCUGUGGAAGAGAAAGUUUCAGAUCUCCACCAGACGUAAGAGGAAAGCUCCCGAGGCAGAGAAGACAGAAGUGCUGAGUGAUGAUCUGCUGCAGGUGGAGAAGCGUCUGGAGCUGGUUAAGCAGGUGUCUCACAGCACUCAUAAGAAGUUGACUGGGUGUCUGCAGGGUCAGCAGGGUGUGGACGUGGACAAGCGCUCCGUCCGCUCGCCUUCAGUAAGUCACACAGUCAGAAAGCUUCCUCUGACGUCUCUGGCUCAGUGUCUGGUGGAAGGAGCCGCAGUGCUGGGUGACGACUCUCUGCUGGGGAAGAUGCUGAAGAUCUGUGGAGAGACGGAGGACAGACUCGCUCAAGAACUUCUGCUGUUUGAGCUCCAGAUCGAGCGAGACGUCGCUGAGCCGCUCUUCACUCUCUCUGAGGUUGAAAUUCCCAACAUUCAGAAGCAAAGAAAACAUUUAGCCAAACUCGUACUGGACAUGGAUUCUGCUCGCACACGGUGGCAGCAGUCAUCCAAAUCUUCAACGCUGACUAAUAAGGACACGCCCACCGGGGCCAAAGCCGACGCCCUCAGGGAGGAGAUGGAGGAGGCGGCCAAUCGCAUGGAGAUCUGUAGAGAUCAGCUCUCGGCGGACAUGUAUAGUUUCGUGGCCAAAGAGAUUGACUAUGCAAACUACUUCCAGACGGUGAUCUACAUUCAGACCAACAAACAAAGUAAUUCUAUCUACCCGCACCAGAACGUUCUGCCACAGAUUAAAGCGCAGCAGGAGUCGUGGGUGGAGAAGCCGUGUUACGGGAAACCGUUAGAAGAGCAUCUGACUCUGAGCGGGAGAGAAAUCGCCUUCCCCAUCGAAGCGUGUGUGACCAUGCUGCUGGACUGCGGCCUACAGGAGGAGGGUUUGUUUCGAGUUGCUCCGUCUGCCUCGAAGCUGAAGAAGCUGAAGGCGUCUCUGGACUGCGGCGUGCUGGACUUUCAGGAAUAUUCUGCAGAUCCUCACGCCAUCGCAGGCGCUCUGAAAUCAUACCUGCGGGAGCUGCCCGAACCCCUGCUGACCUUUGACCUGUAUGAGGACUGGAUUCAGGCAUCCAGUAUUGCGGAUCAGGACAAGCGUCUGCAGGCGUUGUUAUCGACCUGUGAGAAACUUCCUACAGCGAACAGCAACAACUUCAAGUAUUUGAUUAAAUUUCUUUCCAAGCUGAACGAGUAUCAGGAUUACAAUAAAAUGACGCCAGGAAACAUUGCCAUCGUUCUGGGGCCAAACCUGCUGUGGGCGCAUACAGAGGGGAACAUGACGGAGAUGAUGACCACCGUCUCGCUGCAGAUCGUCGCCAUCAUUGAGCCGCUCAUCCAGCAUGCUGACUGGUUCUUCCCUGGAGAGAUUGAGUUUAACGUGACGGGAAACUACGGCAGCCCCGUCCACACCAAUCACAACGCCAACUACAGCUCCAUGCCGUCGCCGGACUUGGACCAAUCAGAUCGCAGGCAGCAGGACCAGAGCCGACGCCCCCUCAGCGUCGCCACCGACAACAUGAUGCUGGAGUUCUAUAAGAAAGACGGCAUUAGGAAAAUCCAGAGUAUGGGAGUGCGAGUGAUGGACACCUCCUGGGUUGCUCGCCGGCUCCCCUCCUCCUAAUAUCUCAACAACUCCUCCACACCCCCCAGCCUCCAUCCGACCCCUCAUAACCUUAAACCCGAGCAGCCUGACGAUGUCUCCGCCUCCCCCUCACAGACUCCGCCCCCCAUCAGCGGCGAUAGGACCAGCUCUGACGAGGCGUCAUCCAAUCGCUCGGACUCCUGUCUCGUCUGCCCCUUCCCUGAGGAGGAGCGUCCACCCCCUCCGUACCCGUUCCCUGUCUCUUCCUCCUUCUCCUCCUCUUCCUCGUUCUCUGUCCCUCACCCUCGAGUGCGUCCCGAAUGCGUUCCUCCCUCGGCGUUCAGCCGCUGGUCCGUGUACAGCCCUCCGCCUCCGCCCCUCCUGUCCUCCAUCUCUCUAGACAUCAACUCCAACCCCAAACCCAGCGUCCUGCACCUGUCCAAGCAGGGCUCUCUGCCCGCCGAGCCGUCCCUCCCGCACGCACCCGUCUACAUCAAACCCCCGCUCGCUCCCUGCCUCUCCACCCUCAGCCCUCAUUCUGCUGCGCCGCUGUGGGCCGCCUGCAGCCGAGAGAGGGGACUCAGAGUGCCUAGCACUCAGAAGAAUAAGGAGCCCUCGCCUGUGAUUGGUCAAAGAGGCAUUUCACCAACAGCUCCCUCUGCUGGACAGAACCAGCUUUCAGACCAGAGUCCUCUCACGCUGCGCAAAGUUUCCAAAAAGCUGGUCCCCAUCCCUCCUAAGGGUCCGUAUUCUCCGUCCAGCUGUGUGUCGGAUCUGUCUCCGGGUCCGUCUCCGGUCAGUCUGUCCCCGACGCCCCCCAGCACCCCGUCCUCAUACAGCUUCAGUUACCCUCAGGGCGGCUCCGUCCUCACCUCACCUGGACACAACCACAGCCAGACGCUCUCGUCCCCGCCGCCGCUCGCCAGCACGCUGCCCAGAUCACGGCCCAUGCCCAAACCCCCCCGCCAGAGACCCCACCUGCCCCCGCCGCAGCCCCCGCAGCCGCUGGAGCACACGCCAGGCCUGAUGGACAUGCUGUCACCCGGAGAGAGCAUGUCUACAGACUCGUGCUGUGAUUCGGACGUUCCCAUAAUAAGCGUUGAACUGGACGGGAGAUACAGGAACUCUGUGGAUCUGCCGGAGUCGGAGGAAGAGGAGUCGGAGAGCACCGCCCUUUGACCCCUGGGAUUACCCACAAUCCUUUACUCCCUCCCUUCACCGCACAUGUGACGUUGUAUUGUCCAUGUGAUCCUCAGCACUGAGCCACAGACAGGAUCUGAAGCGCGGAUCACGUCACUGUGCCGUUCCAUUCCCGUCUGCUUUGUGUUUUUUAUGUUUUACGUUUUUCCAUGUGGUUGGUUUUCUAUUUGCCUUAUCUGAGUUCUUGCACUUUUGCCUUGAAGUUCGUGUUAUGUGUGUUCGGGUCGCGGCUGCGUGUAGAAAAUCACACCGAAACCUUGUUGUGUGUAAACCCAGACUAGCAUUCACCUACUGUACAAACGGAUAUUAUAUACAUCAUAUAUAUUAUAUGAUACUGAUAUACAUAUCUGAGACGAG